AUGACAUCAGUUUCUUCUUCCACUGCUACCUCCAAUAACAAUAACAGCAAUAACUCAAAACUAAACCUAGUAGCAGAGGAAACUGCAGUCGAUAUUGUCACUGUCAACGCUCGCAAUGGCAAAAGUGACUAUAUUGUCCAAGUAUUUGGUCAAACCAGCAUCUUUCAUUCUCAAGUGGAAGAGACCCUAAGCAUCAAGACAACCAGAACAGGAUUUUCCGAGAUGAGAACUCUUUCUUGUGAAGCAUUCAUUCAUAACGACACUGUCUUUCUUAGCUCUCCUUUUGUUGGUCCGAAUGCUGGUUUGUUGAAUUGGGCAGAUGGUGAAUUUCAAUCAUGUAUCACUCAUUUGAUUGAGCUCGCCGAGGAGAAAACGGGAUGUAGCGCCUUGGUAGUAUCUAUUGAUCGACACAAUUACAAGGACACAUUAAGCACCAUGCUACGUGCUUUUAUGUAUCUUGGAUUUGAAAUGAUUGAUCCUGCAAUCUACGGCCAAGAAGCAGGCUAUGUUCUUGUGGGUUAUGAGCUUUAA
Molecule: messenger RNA, 531 nt
Organism: Mucor velutinosus
Lineage: Eukaryota; Fungi; Mucoromycota; Mucoromycetes; Mucorales; Mucoraceae
Exons: 3
Coding region: 1-531 (176 amino acids)
Molecular function (GO): ornithine decarboxylase inhibitor activity
Source: RefSeq, a predicted model, not a curated record